CCAGACCUCCUCCUCUCCUGGGGGCUCCCUCUGGUCCACAGGCCCGCCCGCCGAGCUGCUGGCCAUGCCACUGAAACAUUACCUCCUUUUGCUAGUGGGCUGCCAGGCUUGGGCAGCAGGCUUGGCCUACUAUGGCUGCCCUAGUGAGUGCACCUGCUCCAGGGCCUCUCAAGUGGAGUGCACGGGAGCGCGCAUCGUGGCAGUGCCCACCCCUCUGCCCUGGAAUGCCAUGAGCCUGCAGAUCCUCAACACGCACAUCACUGAGCUCACCGAGUCCCCGUUCCUCAAUAUCUCAGCCCUCGUGGCCCUGAGGAUUGAAAAAAAUGAGCUGUCGAGCAUCAUGCCUGGGGCCUUCCGCAACCUGGGCUCGCUGCGCUACCUCAGCCUUGCCAACAACAAGCUGCAGAUGCUGCCUGUCGGCCUCUUCCAGGGUCUGGACAACCUGGAGUCCCUUUUUCUCUCCAGCAACCAGCUGGUACAGAUCCAGCCAGCCCACUUCUCCCAGUUCAGCAACCUGAAGGAGCUGCAGUUGCACGGCAACCAUCUGGAAUAUGUCCCCGAUGGUGUCUUUGACCACCUGGUGGGACUCACCAAACUCAACCUGGGCAGGAACAACCUCAGUCACCUGUCCCCCAGGGUCUUUCAGCACCUAGGCAACCUCCAGGUGCUCCGGUUGUAUGAGAACAGGCUGUCGGAAAUCCCCAUGGGCACUUUUGAUGGGCUCGGCAACCUGCAGGAGCUGGCCCUUCAGCAGAACCAGAUAGGCAUGCUCUCCCCUGGCCUCUUCCACAACAACCGUAACCUGCAGAGGCUCUACCUGUCCAACAACCACAUCUCACAGUUGCCGCCCGGCAUCUUCAUGCAGCUGCCCCAGCUCAACCGACUCACGCUCUUUGGGAACUCCCUGAAGGAGCUCUCCCCAGGGGUCUUCGGGCCCAUGCAUAACCUUCGGGAGCUCUGGCUCUAUGACAACCACAUCACUUUUCUUCCUGACAACAUUUUCAACAACCUGAGCCAGCUGCAAGUCUUGAUUCUUAGUCGCAACCAAAUCACAGCCAUAUCCCCGGGAGCCUUCAACGGGCUGACGGAACUUCGAGAGUUGUCCCUCCACACCAACCAGAUACAGGACCUGGAUGGGAACGUCUUCAGGAUGCUGGCCAACCUGCAGAAUGUCUCCCUCCAGAACAACCGCCUCCGACAGCUCCCUGGCAACAUCUUUGCUAAUGUCAAUGGCCUCAUGACCAUCCAGCUACAGAAUAACCAGCUGCAGAACUUGCCCCUGGGUAUCUUUGAUCACUUGGGAAACCUGUGUGAGCUGAGGCUCUACGACAACCCCUGGAGGUGUGACUCAGACAUCCUUCCUCUCCACAACUGGCUCCUGCUCAACAAAGGCAGGUUAGGGACAGACGCUCUUCCCGUGUGUUCAAGCCCAGCCAAUGUCCGAGGCCAGUCCCUCGUUGUCGUCAAUGUCAUUGUGCCCAGUGUCCACGUCCCAGCGAUCUCUGAGGAGCCCAGAUACCCAGAGACACCACGGUACCCAGAUACACCCAGCUAUUCUGAUACCACGUCCGUUGCCUCUACUACAGAGUUCACCAGCUCCACGUAUGACUACACCGAUCUCAGCACUAUUGGGGCCACCGACGGCCGAAACACGUGGGGCAUGACCGAUGCCCAGAGUGGGCUGGCUAUUGCUGCCAUUGUAAUUGGCAUCGUUGCCUUGGCCUGCUCCCUAGCUGCUUGCAUCUGCUGUUGCUGCUGUAAGAAGAGGAGCCAGGCGGUCCUGAUGCAGAUGAAGGCUCCCAAUGAGUGUUAGGGAGGAAGGCUGAGGAAGGGCUGAAGAAGGGUGAGACCAGAGGGUCUCCACCUCUGGGUCCACACAGCUAGGCUCUGAUGGCCCUCUGAGACCUAGAGAACUUGUCCGGACCCACCUUAUUCUUCUCUAUAGAGAAGCAGGUUUCGCAGGACCCUCUUACGACCAAGGAGAGCCAACGGCUCCAGGGGAUUUCUAGUCAACAUUUGGGCCCUUCUACAAAUCCUCACCCCACAUUUCAUCCAAGAACAAUGUCCCCUGUGCCCAGCCCCUCCUGGCCUCUGUAGACUCAAGGAUGACAAAGCCAGCUUAUGGUGUGAGAUAGUUCUCUCCCGGGACAAUCCCUCUCCUCAAAGUAUGACACAUUGAUUUCUCUUCUUUCGCUUCUCUUUUUGGGCCACGGCUUAAUCUUGACAUACCCCACCCCCGCCAUGAAAGUGUCCCCCUUGAUUUUCUGCUCCUGAAGGCAGAGUGAGUUUUCUCCUCAGAGAAGGCUCGGAAGCUUUUAGCUGACUGUGCUUGGUGCGUAGGGUUAUCCGUGAAAGGAAAUGAGAGCAGGCCCCACCAUUCCGGGACCAAGCUGUCAUUAGCAUCUCUUGUGAUUUUCAUCUGGAGAAGGAGGAAAGGCACCCACAUGACAACUGCCUUUUAGAGAACAAUAUUUACAAGUGACAAACUUGGUUUUCAAAAAUCUUAACCCUUUAUGGAAUGAAACCAUGCAGAAUUGCUAAGUUGUAGAAACACACAAAUCAAGUUUUAGUACUGAAUGGAGAAAGAAACCUGGUACCUGGGGUCCUUGAAUUCACACUUACACUUUUCUUUCUCAGUUCUUUAUUGAAGGGUCAUAUACAUACUUCAGAAAAGUGGUAGUGUGUUAGUGUUUACUCUGAAGAAUUCUCACAAACCGAAUAUAUCUGUGUAUCCAGCCUCCUAUCAAGAAACCAAAGAUCAUCAUUGUCCCCCUCCUCAGAUUGUUCUGGAGAACUUCUGGAGAUGGUGUAUGGACUUUCCACCUUCCCAUGAGCCAGAGCAGGGUCCUCAUUGCCUCUCCAUGGCCAGCCCUUGCAAAGGCCCAGUUUGCAGCGGUGGAGGAGAAGAUGUGGGUCUGAACAGAACAGGAGGCCCCAGGCUAGCCAGACCAGAGGCGUCUACAGAGGUCCAUGCAACCACACUCUGCCUUGCUAGCAAGUCCUGUGCUGCUCAUUGGGGACCUCUCUGCUGGGCCUUUUAUGGGCAUAAUCGGCCUAUUUCUGUUUUUAAUUUUCAUUCUCUAUUUGAGGGAAGUGAAAUAGUUCAGAGAUGAGAUCUUUUAAUUGAAUACCCAAGUGUAAUGGAAACCAGGACUUCUUCUAGCAUUGUGGUAAAAUUCUCCACCAACACUAGUCAGCUAAUAACUGACUGCAGGGUGUUCAGACAGCAGAUGUUAGGGCAUGCUGGCAGGUCACACUGGCGGAGGCUAGCUCUCAGUGGACGGGUUAUGAGUUGAAUGGCUUGGUUCAGGAUCUUUGAGCUGGUCACAUGAAUACCUGCUUUGGCUGUGUUUUCUGCUACACGUAUAUUCACACAUGUUAAGAAAUGCUCAAGGCAACAUGUUUUUCUUGGGACAACUGGUCUACAUGUUCAAAAGGAAAAAUUAACGAAAUAGAGAAUUUCGGGUUUCCAUAUGUUCCCAAGGAAGAACUUUAGCAAGGAUUUGGAAAUCCUUUUCCAAUCCUGAUUUGUGCUUACAGUUUCUUCUGCCCCAUACGACAAAUGAGAAAUCUCCUGGGGCAGCAGGGAACUAAUGGGGUAGCCAGGCUUCUGACGGUCCUCUGACACCAAAGGCUGGAAGAACUAUUGGUGAAAACCGGCUCACUUUUUAGCUUUUCAACAAUCUGCCCUGGAGGAUCUGAUGUCAUCUUCCCAAGGGAGUUCUGUGUCUUCAAACUGUUUUCAAAAUAUCAAUAGCAUCUGACAGACAUGUAACAAGGCCGGCUUGAGCGCAUCAUUCCUCUGACUGUGGCCUGUUGGUGGGCUCUAAACUGAGGCAGGGAGCUAGUCCUGCACUCCUCUUAUCCAAAUGGAAGCAUGCCCACGCUGUAAUCCUCAGAACCAGAACCAUCAGGUGGCUCCAAAAUGCGAAUGAGGAUAGAGAGAGGAGGAAUCCUCCCCAUUAGUGUUCCAUGCUGAUCUUAACAUGGAACCUGUGGUCAUUACAUUGGAGAACUUUCCUCGCUGUCCCUAAGGCUGGCCUGAGGGCAGCUAUCUUCUGAUGGCCUGCCCAGAACCACACAGGUAGUAUUGGCAGAAUCUUAUGAGCUCACCUGUUCUUUAUUCCACCAGGGUGGGUGAUAGAAUCAUCAAGCCUGGCCUGCUGCUUCUUGGCAGGCCUUUCAGUCUCCUUGAACCAUUUUGUCUGGCCAUGGUGAGAGUCUCCAAAUACAAUUGAUAGUAUGUCAUUUCCAGUAGGAUAAUGUACUUGCUCAAUUCUUGAGGCUGGAAUGAGCUGGGUGGUUUCCAGAAGUUCGUGCAGAGUUCAGUUCAAUUUCUUCCUCUACUCACAGGCUUCUGAGCCACCUGGCGAUCACCGGCAGGGCAGAGCGAGAGGGGGAGUCAAUGUUGGCAGAUAACUAUAAAGGCCAAUUAGAACCACCAUUUGCAAAGGAGCUCAGGUGCCUCUGUGCCCUUCAAAGCUCUCAGCACACAUUUUCCUUUUAACCCUCAACAUCCUGUGAAAUGAGUGCCAUCAUGCUCCACUUGUGAUAGGGCAUUAGACUGCCGGCUCUGCACACAAUUCCAUAGGCAGUGGGUUUGUGUCUUUCUCCCACCCCUGUACAAGACUUCAUGACCUGUUUAGGCAUUCAUCACAAGAUCAAAGAAAACAGGAGUUACCUUCUUGGUGCUCCCCAUAGGGUUAGGCAUUGGAACUUCACUUGGUGUUGAUGGACCAAAGCUUUGUAGAUGCAGGAGAUGAUCUAGCAAGAAAGCUGGCCUCUGGGGGAAAACUGCCAGACCAUGUAUUUUCUGUUCCUCUCUGGAAUGGAGAGGCACAGUGAGUUCCUAGAGCUUUUCAUGAGCAGCCACACAACUUGCAUAGGCCUUCACAUGGCAAAGUGAAGCUGUAUCAGGAGUGGAGUUCCAACCUCAGGAAGGGCAUGGAGAACAGACAGGUAACUAGACUUGGUAAUCAGACAUCGGAUGUGCCCUGGUUUGAUCUACAAGUUACUCAAAUGACUCAGCCCACAGUCCCCACAGUCAGAACCAAAUCUGGCUGUUGGGAAGUAAGUGGUGGUCUUGGAAGGGAGGCCAUGACUCUGGUCCAGAUGGCAGGCAGUGAUGGCUUCUAGGUGAAGUGCCUCCCAGCCCCUGAGUCCUUUUCCUAACAGGAGAUUCUUCUCACCUUCUCUCCCGUUGCCUUCACAGUGCCUUCUAAGGUGGAUCACGCUUGCCUCAUUAGAGAUUCAUGGCAAAUAAUCUCAGGCACUUAGCAAUACAUUUAGAGAUUUCUAGACCCCCAGGGGUUUAUACAGUACAAGCCCUGGUGGGCAGGGUUGGGGAUCUUUCCUUUGCUGGACGUUGCUUGUAACAGAUUUGGUGUACAGAAUCAACAAUAAAUGGUAUAUACAGGA
Jaculus jaculus (lesser Egyptian jerboa) is the source of this 5418-nucleotide messenger RNA. It is a transcript of the gene Lrrc15, whose product is annotated as leucine rich repeat containing 15. The record is from RefSeq and is a predicted model, not a curated record. Lineage: Eukaryota; Metazoa; Chordata; Mammalia; Rodentia; Dipodidae. The transcript is spliced from 2 exons. The coding region runs from base 65 to 1813 and encodes 582 amino acids. Gene Ontology annotation, molecular function: protein binding.